Molecule: messenger RNA, 2556 nt
Organism: Hirsutella rhossiliensis
Lineage: Eukaryota; Fungi; Ascomycota; Sordariomycetes; Hypocreales; Ophiocordycipitaceae
Product: enoyl-(Acyl carrier protein) reductase domain-containing protein
Exons: 7
Coding region: 1-2556 (851 amino acids)
Molecular function (GO): oxidoreductase activity
Source: RefSeq, a predicted model, not a curated record
AUGGCGUCGCAAUUCAACAAAGAGCGCGAGAUACCCGUGUCCUCGCAGGAGUUCCCCGGCAAGGAGCACAAGAUGCCGGAUCCGCAGGCGACGCGCGACCAGCUCCCCGCCGACGGCGAGGGCAACAAGAUGACGUACCGGGCAGCGGACAAGCUCAGGGGCAAGAGGGCCAUCAUCACGGGCGGCGACAGCGGCAUCGGCGCGGCCACGGCGGUGCUGUUUGCGCGCGAGGGCGCCGACUCGACCAUUGCCUACCUGCCCGACGAGGAGAAGGACGCCCAGGAGACGCGGCGGCAGGUCGAGGAGCUCGGCGCGCAGUGCCACCUCAUUGCCGUCGACAUGACGAGCAGAGGGAAUUGCAAAAAGGUGGUCGACUUUGCCAUGGACAAGAUGGGGGGCGUUGACAUUUUGUUCAACAACUUGGCCUACCAGAUGGUAGUCGAAGACAUUGCCGACCUGUCCGAGGACCAAUGGGUUCACACCUUCAACACAAACAUCCACUCCUUCUUCUACACGUCCAAGUACGCGCUGGCGCACAUGAAGCGCGGCGCCACCAUCAUCAACAACGCCUCCAUCAACGCCUACAUCGGCCGCCCCGACCUGCUCGACUACACGUCGACAAAGGGUGCCGUCGUCUCCUUUACCCGCGGCCUGAGCAACCAGUAUCUGUCCAAGGGCAUCCGCGUCAACGCCGUCGCGCCGGGUCCAGUCUGGACGCCGUUGAUCCCGGCCACCAUGAGUGAGAAGGCGCAAAAGGAGUUCACAAGCCCAAUGGGCAGGCCCGCCCAGCCGUCCGAGAUUGCGGCCUGCGUCGUCUUCCUCGCCUCGAGCGAUAGUUCCGAUCGCGGCGAGAUCUGGCCGACCCCGGAGAAAGAAAUACCUCCCAGGGCCGAAUGGUCUCUCCGGCAUGUCAUGAGGCUCUUGAACACGACGUCCCUUCAGCUCGCCUUGUUCCAAGAUGAUGAGGUGCCGCCCUACGCCAUCUUGUCUCAUACUUGGGCAGACAACGAGCUGUCCUUCGAGGCCCUGACCCAUGCGGCCGCGCCGGCUAAUGCCAAGGGCUGGGACAAGGUGCGGUGCAGCUGUGCCGUGGCCGCCUCCCUGCGCUUCGCCUACAUCUGGAUCGACACGUGCUGCAUCGACAAGUCUAGCAGCGCCGAGCUCUCCGAGGCCAUCAACUCCAUGUUCCGCUGGUACGAGCAGGCCGACCUCUGCAUCGCCUUCCUGACCGGCGUCGAUUCCGUCCGCCACGCUCAGGCGCCCGGCUCCGCCUUUCGCGCAUGCCGUUGGUUCACCAGGGGCUGGACGCUCCACGAGCUCAUCGCCCCGGCCCAGGUCCUCUUCUACGGCGACGACUGGACUCAGCUCGGCACCCGCCAUUCCCUCAGGGAAUUGAUCCAGGACAUGACGGGCCUGGAUGAUCUCUCAGUCGCGUACCGGAUGAGCUGGGCGGCGGGACGGACGACGACCCGACCCGAGGACGUGGCCUACUGCCUGCUCGGCUUAUUCGACAUCAACAUGCCCCUUUUGUACGGAGAGGGUCGAGCCAAGGCCUUCAAGCGGCUCCAGGACGAGAUCAUUCGAUCCGUCGACGACGAAUCGCUCUACGCCUGGCGUCUCCGAGACGGAAACGCGAGCUCGAGUCGAUUCUGUGGCCUGCUAGCCGAAAGUCCGGCUGCGUUUGGAAACUACGGGGACAUGAUGCCAAUGCGAUCGAGAUACCUCUCAAGCCGCUCCGGCCGCACCGUGGCCGUAACCAACCGCGGAUUGUGCCUCGACCUUCCCGUGACGGCCUUCCCCGGCGAUGCCUCGGGCACUGUCUUCUUGGCCUUUCUCGACUGCGACAUGCGCAGGCAAAACGCCACCUCGUUGUCUCUUGUGCCGGCCAUCCUGGUUCAGAAGAUGGCGUGGGACAAUGACUCGGAUGUUGUGAGGAUCCGUCCCGAUGUGCUGGUCCUCUGCAUGAUGAGCCACGUUGUCCUGCCGGACGAGAUAGCGGCCAUGACGGGGCCGAACACGAAACUCGGCCUCCCCCCCAGCGGCAUCCUCUUCGAUCUGCACCUGGCCGACGGCGAUGCCGCACGCCGGCCGCUCCAUCCCGCCCCCGUCAGGGUCAUCUCGCGAUCGCCCACUUGGCAGCACUUUGCGGACCACAGCAACGCAUCGAGCUCGGGCGACCUGUUCGAAAUCAACUUUGACCUUGUCACCGUGCCGAGCGUCCAAGAACUCCAGGCGCCCAAGGUCUUUGGUGUCCUGGAACUCGACCUGGGCCGGCGAGACGCCGGCGCCGAGGCGACCUGCUACUGCCUCGUCGUCGGCCUGGAGCCCCUGGCCCCGAACCCGUUUGACACGCCGGCGCUGUACUUUGCGCCGUGGUGCGCGUUCGAGUCGCGCCGGCGCAUUGCGGACUCCCGGUUCGAGCGCGUCCUGGAGCCGAGCGAGAGGCAGACCUUGGUGGCCGUGGCGGCGCAUCGGCAGGUUUCGGCGCGCUUUGACCUGGCGAUGAGGCACGCGCGGCUCUUUUACCGCCUCAUGCUGACGGCGGCGUCGGGGUAG